UGUGUAUUUCACUGGUUUGUUGUAACCAUGUAACAACUAGUACCUUUGGUUGUUUCCAGGAAUGAACAAAUCUGAAAAGCCUCAACAUUUUGUCUUUCUGAACAGGUAUUUCAAGUUUUAGAGAAGAGUGAUCUAGGCUGUGGGGCAGGAGGUGGCCACAACAAUGCAGAUGUGUUCCAUCUAGCUGGACUCACCUUCCUCACAAACGCAAAUGCAGAUGACUCCCAAGGAAAUGAUGAAACUUGUAAAGAAAUUCUCAGGCCAAGAAGAAUGCUGCAAAAGAAAAUAGAGGAAGCAGCUGCUAAAUACAAACACAAAAUACUAAAGAAAUGUUGUUAUGAUGGAUCCCGGCUUGUUGAUGAAACCUGUGAACAGAGAGUCAUGCGAGUUACCAUAGGCCCAAUGUGCCGCAAAGCUUUCAAUGAAUGUUGCACCAUUGCAGAACAAUUCCGCACUUAUAAAUUUAGGUUGUUGACAAUUUCCCAUAUGAAGUCCCUGUUACCAGUAAGUAAGCCAGAAAUUCGAAGCUAUUUUCCAGAAAGCUGGUUAUGGGAAGUUCAUCUUGUUCCCAAAAGAAGCCAGCUGCAAUUUAUGCUACCUGAUGUUCUAACUACCUGGGAAAUACAAAGUGUUGGCAUUUCAGAUAAAGGUCUGUGUGUUGCUGAUGUGCUGCAGUUGCAGGUAUCUAAAGACCACUUUCUGGGCUUAAAUGACAAUGCCACAAGAGUCAAUUAGAAGGGACACUUUCUAACAUCAAAAGUCCAGAAAAGUGUGUAAGUAGGUAAAUGCAUGCUAUUAGAAUUAAUGGUUGAGAAAUCUCAUGAUAAAAUCACUGCACACAAUUUGCUUGUCUUUAAUGCACAAAGCAUCUAAGAGGAAGGGGGUUGGGUGAAAGUCUGGCAAGAGGUGAAAGACUUUCUUUUGAAUUCUAAUGUAACAUUGAAUGAUGCUGAAUGAAGGUUAGGUGAGAGUAAGGUCAUAUUUUGGAGGGAUUAUGGGAGAUAAGACAAGUUUUCCCUAGGUAAAUUCAUAGAAACAGAGAGCAGGUUGGUGGUGUUAGGUGUUGGGGAUAGGGAGCAAUGGAGAGCAACUGGUAUUGGGGCUCAGAAAUUGGUACCCCAAAUAUGGGACUUCAACAUAGGGAACUGAAGAAGUCUCAAGGUCUUUUUGACCCUUUCUUCUUCUCUUCCUGUUUGUUAAUCUCCUGUCUCUCCCAAAGCACAGGAUGAAUCUGCCCAAAGUCUAGACCUGCUAAAGAAGAAAACAAUUACCUCUGGUCCCUUCUCUGAUUUUUCAUUAACCGAAUUAACAUUGCAGGAGGAAAAACUGGAGUCUAUCAACACACCGGGACAGACUUUUGUCAAAACCAUUAUCUGCCUCUUCAGGCCCAACAGACUUUGUCCCAGGCCAUUGUAUGUUUUCAAGCCCAUUGAAUUCUCCUACGAAUAAUUUCCUACCCCCUCUAAAAUCAUCCACGCUUCCCUAUCUCCCUUUCUCCUAAGAAAAAGGUAUAUAGCUAUUUGUAGCCUAUUGUAGGAUGGAGUGUCAUUCUGUGAUUCAUUUCUGUGCACAUUAAUAAAUGUGUAUGCCUUUUCUUAUUUAUUUGUCUUUUGUCAGCUGAGUUUUAGCAAACCUUCAGAGGGUACAGGGAAAGGUUAAUAAUAGUGCUCAAGGGGACAAGAAGUGACUAUUAAAGCAAAUAAAAAAAAAUCUACAGAAUAAUUUCCAAACACAGAUAUAGUCCCCUAAUAUCACUGUCAAUAUAUAAACUUCCUUUUCUCUAUAACUGAGGAUCAUUUUGUAAUAGCAAGGUCUGCUUCACCAAACCUGACCUUGCACCUAGACCCACUACCAGCUCACCUCUGGUACUUUUCCUUCCAUUUACUGUCUGCAUGGUGGGUCUGGCUUAUCCCUGGCCAACACUGAUAACCAAAGAAAGGGUCUUUUUAAGAUCAAGGUCUUAAAAAAAUUCUGUAUAUUUCUUUAUGAAUUCUACCUUUUAUCUAAAGAGAAUACUCAGUAUUGGCCUCCUCCUCCCCCAAAUAAAACUUUAAUGGUUUUGCUAGUGUUCAACUUUGUUUCUUUUUUUUUUUUUAAUCAACUGCAAUGACUAUUUUAGUGGCUUUCCAAGCCCCCCAAAGUGUCUCAUUAGACAGGGCUGGCACCCAGUCAGCCAGUGGAGUCCUAAUUACUUGAUUCUGUUUUGUAGAUCACAAAGGUUCCUUCCAAUGAUUUCUUCUUCCAUUUCCUCAAAUCAGCUUACACAUUCUGAAAGUAUAUCCAUUACUCUCUAAUACCUGAGACCAUAACAGCUUCCUUAUUCACCCUUCUCCUCUUCUCCCACAGAGUUUGAGGUGGUAUAUUCUGGUCUCCUACUUUGUGUUUGAAGUAGAUCGCUUCUUCCUCUUUGCUAUCAUUAAUCUUUUCAUUGUCUUUUUAUUUCCCUUAGCACAGUCAGGACAUAACAUAUUAUCUUCUAGGCCUGGAGAUGGGACAAUACAGGCUGGUAACAGGAAGAGGGAAAUCAUCCUCCUGGGAGUGGCAGGCACCCAGGCCUGACCCGCAUGAAACUGUAGGCGGACCCAACAUCUGUGUCUGUGGGGAGAGGCUCUCCACGAAUCACAUACCACCUAAGGGCAGAAGCUGUUGUCAAAAAGGCCUCAGCAGACACAGGAAUGGACCAUGAAUUCACAGUCUUAGGCUGACCCGCUUUGGCAGCAAUCCUUGCCCAUGUUGCCAAUGCAGAUUCCUGGGCCGAUGUUAUCACUUCUACUCUAUCGAGCUCUUCGGUUUUCACACUCAUCUUGGACCUUUCCUGAGGCCUUGCUCUCUUAGUCUCUGCCUUGAGUUUCCUUGAACAUGAAUGUAAUCUGGCCUCCUUUGG
Messenger RNA from Otolemur garnettii (small-eared galago), 2884 nucleotides. Its product is annotated as complement C5-like. The record is from RefSeq and is a predicted model, not a curated record. Gene Ontology annotation, cellular component: extracellular region. Bases 271 to 735 code for a protein of 154 amino acids. Gene Ontology annotation, molecular function: endopeptidase inhibitor activity. The transcript is spliced from 6 exons. Lineage: Eukaryota; Metazoa; Chordata; Mammalia; Primates; Galagidae.